UCUCAUGAUAGACGGAGAUGGCACAGGUGAUGUUCGCCAGCUUAUGAUGUUCAUGAAGGCAUUUAUUAAGUGGUGUGGAAGUGAUGAUACAUCUCAAGAAAGUCAAAACCAGUAUGAUCGACUUUUAACACAGUUGGCUGGCAUUGAGCACUCAUCCCUCAAGUGGAAGGGGAUCAUUGAUAUGAAUGAGCUAGAAAUUAAGCAUUAUGAUGGCCUCAGAGAAGAAACUAGCAAGAAUGUGAAGAAAGCUUGCGUAGCAAUAGAAGAUGCAAAGCAAGAGUUAGAAGAAGCUAGACAAGUCCGUAGAAACCGCCUGGAGUAUGAUGCUCUUGCAAAAUUGAUCAAAGAGCAUCCACCACGUUCAGAUACAGCAGAUAAACUCACCCUCUUGAAUCAACAGCUGCAGUCAUUAAAGGCCAAGAGGGACUCUUUGGAGGAGAAACUUAGUCUUCGUCGUAAACAGCUUCAUGUUUUGGUUACCAGCUUGUACCAGCUCAAGCAAACACUUCAUGAUGAUUCCACUCCAGUGCAUGAUGCAGAUGCAGGAAAGCGCCCUCUGGUAGACUUAGCAGAUAGCCCAGUUGUGGUUGAUCUUACUAGCACUCAGGAAAUGGAUACUACAUAAUGGUUUUCAUAGUUUUCAGUUCUGGCAUUUGUAAAACUUGCAUUGUAUGUUUAUGUACUAAGUUUAGAGAUUUCAGGAAAUAAUUUUUUUUUUUAUUCCUUUGCUACUUUUACUUUUAAUCCUGAGCUGUUAUAAUACGUACUGCUAACUUGAUAUGUACAAGUUCCUUUGGUUCAUUGUCAAAUUUUCCAUACCCAAGAUGAUAUUACAGAAUAUGCACUAUUUAGGAAAAUUAUAUUACUGAACCUAAUUAUAUCUGAGCUCUGGUUGGACUUCAUCAUAUUUUGGUACUUAAUGAAACUGGAAAUAAUAUCAUUAGAUCUAUUCAGAGUGCUACCAGCAUGAGAAUUAAGAAAUAGUAAAGGGUUACAAGAGGCAGAGACAAUAAGAAAAUUCAGUAACAAUUCGUUCUGUAUUGCUUAAAUUUGGUCAAAAAUCAAGGAUUAAAGUAAGCAAUAUUACUGUAUUACAGGUAUUGUGCUUAUCAAUUAAUAUUACACAGUACAUGAGCUUGUUUAGCCUAGCAAGAAAAACCAGAGCUUUUGAUGCUAUAUUUUAUAAUUUGACAAACAAAUUGAACUUUCUGAUCUUUUGUGUCUCCAGAUUAACAAAGUACCAUGUUUCUUUUUCUUGUUCCUUGUAAAUGCUAUCAUAAUGUUAUAAUUUGUGAAUUAUUUUAUUCUACGUAUUCCAAACACUGAUUUAUUUUGGUAAGGAUAGAAAUAAAAGCUUUGUAUAGA
This is a messenger RNA of Macrobrachium nipponense, 1365 nucleotides long. Its product is annotated as THO complex subunit 7 homolog. Gene Ontology annotation, cellular component: THO complex part of transcription export complex. Lineage: Eukaryota; Metazoa; Arthropoda; Malacostraca; Decapoda; Palaemonidae. The record is from RefSeq and is a predicted model, not a curated record. Gene Ontology annotation, biological process: mRNA processing.